AUGCCCGCAUCCCAUGCAUCCCAUGCAUCCCAUGCAUCCCAUGCAUCUGCUGCUCUCCCCCCCGGCAUGGCGUCCCCUGAGCCUCGCCAUGUGCGGGCUGCCAGGCGCCUCAGGCUGAAGGGGGGGUGGGGGGCUGCUGAUGGGGUGCGGAUUGGGAGGGAAGAGGGGAAGGAAGCAGGGGAUGGUGGUGGUGGUGUGGGGGAGGGCGGCUGUGGUGUGAGGGACGUGGAGGGAGGACUGCGGUGCGGUGAGGGGGAGUGUAGUGGGGUGGAGGGUGAUGCUGUUGAACGGGAAGCAGGUUGUGCAGGUGAGGAGGGUGCGGAUGCAGCAGAUGUAACGGGGGAAGGCAGAGUUAGAGAGGCAGGAGGGGCAUCAGCGAGCACAGGGGCAUCAGCGAGCACAGGAGGGUCAGAACAGGCAGCAGAGGGUGCAAGCGCGGUUGCAACGAGGAUGGACAGUGCAGCACAGCUAGCAACACCAGUGGCAGCACACGGUGCAGUGAUGGAAACAGUGGCAUCAGAGCAGGGAGGGCCAGAGGCCGCGGCAGUGGCACCAGUUGCUGCUGCAGCGGCCGCAGCCACACCUGAAAACCCAGCAACUCCGCAUGGCUCUCGUCUCCCCACCACAGCAGCCUCUCCUCCAGCCUGCCCUCCCUGCUCCACAGCAGGUGCAGCAGACGUGAGGGGGCCAGCAGAGGGAUCAGCAAGAGAGCCCAUGGCAGAGGCAGGAGGAGCAGAGGCAUCAGCAGGGCCGUCUCCAGGAGACAGGGGGGGACACAGUGCCGCAGGGACACACCAGUACACGCCAGAAGAUGCCGCCCCAACGCCUGGGGGUGCAGUGACACACCAGUACACACCGACCGAUGCGGACCUGGCUCCUAGGUUCGGCCGCACACAGGCGGUGGGCGUGCAGGGUGCAGGUGGGGAGCAGGCAGGGGCGCGCAGCAGCACAGUGGUGCGAGUGAUCAAUGCAGGGGGGCAGCCCCGGAAGGUGGUGGUGCCGGCAGGCCAGGGGAGAGGAAGCGGUGUGAGUGUGGAGGCAGGGGUGAGAGGGGUGGCGGGACAUGGGCAGGCGGUUUCAGUGGCUAAGUUUGGUGCAGUGCAGGGUGGUCGAUUCAGGCUCGGUGUGAGAAGAUAG
This is a messenger RNA of Closterium sp. Yama58-4, 1137 nucleotides long. The record is from the annotation of a GenBank genome assembly. NCBI's taxonomy places the organism in Eukaryota, Viridiplantae, Streptophyta, Zygnematophyceae, Desmidiales, Closteriaceae.